Mytilus trossulus (common blue mussel) is the source of this 8186-nucleotide messenger RNA. RefSeq names its product clustered mitochondria protein homolog. Gene Ontology annotation, molecular function: mRNA binding; protein binding. Bases 82 to 4197 code for a protein of 1371 amino acids. Gene Ontology annotation, cellular component: cytoplasm. The record is from RefSeq and is a predicted model, not a curated record. The transcript is spliced from 35 exons. Lineage: Eukaryota; Metazoa; Mollusca; Bivalvia; Mytilida; Mytilidae. Gene Ontology annotation, biological process: intracellular distribution of mitochondria.
UUUAAUUUAGAGAUUACAAGUUCCAAAUAUAGAACACAGUUGCUACUGAACACACGUGUUGAGUUGUAAAAUCGUAGUUUGAUGGCUGGAAUAUCGGGUGUUACGGAUGGAGAAAAUAAUGUUGAUAGUGCUCAAGAAAGAAAGAAAGUAACGGAAUUAAAAAAAGAAAGAGUUAUUAACGGACACGGAGAUACAAUGGACAGUGAUAAGGCUCCAAGUAGUCCUGUGAUGAACGGACUGAGUGAUGAGUCUACUUCAUCUUCCUCAUCAGGAGACGAGAGCCCAGUCAAAGAGAAAGAAGAAAAAACUGAGAAAGAUGCAGAGGAUGAUUCAAAGAAGGAAGAGAAGGAAGAACAAGAGAUGGUUCUGAUUCAAGAUACAGGAUUUAAUGUCAAAAUAGUUGUCCCAGGGAUGAGCGAAAGCAUAGAAUUACCAGUGAGUUCUAUGGAGCUGGUACAAGAAAUCCACCAAGUUCUUAUGGACAGGGAAGAUACUUGUCACAGAACAUGUUUCUCGAUACAGCUCGACGGAACCACGCUAGAUAAUUUUGCUGAAUUGAAAAGUAUUGAAAGUUUGAAGGAAGGAUCCAUCAUUAAAGUUGUUGAAGAGCCGUACACAGUAAGAGAAGCUAGAAUCCAUGUCCGUCAUAUUAGAGAUCUGCUUAAAUCUAUAGACCCAGCUGAUGCUUACAAUGGUGUAGACUGUAACUCUAUGUCCUUCUUAAAUGUUGUCACAUCUGGGGACAUUCUAGAUAAGAAACGAACAAAGCCAGAAUCUAUUGACUGUACACCACCAGAUUUUAUCAUGCCAAAUAGUAAAGAAAGGCCUCUCUUACCUCUACAUCCUAAUAUCAAGGAACUUAAGGGUCCACAGUGUAUUAAAGUAUUAACUUAUAGUGGAUGGAAUCCACCACCAGGCAACAGAAAAAUGCAUGGUGAUUUGUUGUAUUUAUAUGUGCUCACGUUAGAAGAAAAAAAGUACCACAUAACUGCAUCCACAAGAGGAUUUUAUGUAAAUCAAUCAACAGAGGAUGAAUUUAAUCCAAGAUCAGCUCAACAGAAAUAUUUAUCACAUUCUCUCAUAGAUCUCCUUAGUCAGAUUAGUCCAGCUUUCAAAAAGAAUUUCAAUGUAUUGUUAAAGAAGAGGGCCAAUAAACAUCCUUUUGAAAGAAUGACAACACCAUACCAAGUGUAUAGUUGGAUGGCUCCAAUGCCUGAACAUAGUGUAGAUUAUAUCAGAGCUGAAGAUGCAUUCUCCACAAGAUUAGGGUAUGAGGAACAUAUUCCUGGUCAGACCAGAGAUUGGAAUGAAGAAAUACAAACAACCAGAGAACUACCGCGGAAAACACUUCCAGAGAGGCUUAUACGAGAAAGAGCUAUAUUUAAGGUUCACAGUGACUUUGUGGGUGCUGCCACCAGAGGUGCUACAGCUGUUAUAGAUGGUAAUGUUAUGGCAAUUAAUCCGGGAGAAGAGGCUAAAAUGCAGAUGUUUAUUUGGAACAACAUUUUCUUCAGUCUUGGAUUUGAUGUCAGAGAUCAUUACAAAGAUUUUGGUGGAGAUGCAGCUGCAUAUACUGCUCCUGGUAAUGACCUACAGGGAGUGAGAGCUUACUUCAGUGUUGAUAAUGAAGGACUUUACACUCUGGGAACUGUUGUUGUUGACUACAGAGGUUACAGGGUCACUGCUCAGAGUAUUAUUCCAGGUAUUUUAGAGCGAGAACAAGAACAGUCUGUAGUAUAUGGUUCUAUAGACUUUGGUAAAACUGUCGUAACCAGUGACAAAUAUAAAGAACUGUUGAAGAAAACAUCUAGUCAAUUAAAAAUAAGACCUCACAAUGUUUUGAAUGAAAAGAAUGAGGCAGUAGAGUUAUAUUCAUCACUGGAGUGCAAGGGUAUAGUUGGAAAUGAUCAGCGACAUUAUAUUUUAGAUUUGUUGAGAACUUUUCCUCCAGAUCCAAACUAUCUUAAAUUUGAAGAUGAGGAAUUAAGUAAAACAAUGACAGAGAUGGGAUUCCCACGUCAGUUCAGACACAAAUUAGCAUGUCUACGACAAGAAUUAAUAGAAACAUUUGUAGAAACUAGAUAUGUAGCCUUUGUACGUCAUGCAGCCUACCAGUUCCAGCAACUACAGUUACAGAGACAAAACAAAAAAACAGAUGAUCAAACAGAAUCAAAGAAAGAAGAAACAAAAGACAUGAAGUCAAUAGAACCUAAGCCUUUGACGAAUGGACACAGUGAGACAUGUGACUCGGAAGACAAAGACGAAGAUAUCGAAACUGAUGAGGCCAAAAAAAUUGUAGAAGCUCUCACUGCUGGUGAUGGGCAAACAUUUGAAGAAAACAGUAAAGAUAUAGUGAAGAAAGCUGCUCAAGCCGUUGGUUCACUGAGUGAUACAGAAUUCAGUAUAACCUUUAACCCCGAUGUCUUUCAGUCACAUGUCAAACAUGCUGAACCAGAGGGUGAGACGUUUAAGAAGGAAAAGAAACUAGUCAAAGAUGCAGCUGAAUUUUUAGUGCUUCAUCAGAUUCCAUCAUUGGUGAAUGACUGUAUGGAUCAUACAUCUUCACCCAUUGAUGGUCUAACCCUGACAGAAGCAAUGCAUAACAAGGGUAUAAAUAUGAGAUACCUUGGUAAAGUUGCAGAUGUCAUGUCCAAAUACUCAUCUGUUUCAUAUGUAUAUGAUAUUGUUGUAGCAGAAUUAAUUACAAGGGCAGCUAAACGUUUGUUUAAGAGUUAUAUGCAGGGAGUUGACAUGAUGAGUCUGUCGUCUGCUGUCAGCCAUUUUCUAAACUGUUUCCUGGGAUCUUUCCCAUCUCCACAUGCUCAGAUAACUGCUGAGGAGUUACAGAGUAAGAAAGCCAGAAGAAAGAACAACAGGAAAAAUAAAGCUGUAUUAGUUAGUAUAGAUAACACAGAAUGGGUUAAUGAUACACCCAAAACCAUUUGGAAGAAAGUUGUGGAUGAAGUCCAAGAUUAUUUCCAAUACACAUUAGACUGUGAUUCUAUAGAUAGUGCCUUAGAAAGGUAUAACCUACAGAGAGUAUCACUGUUGAGACAGUUCUGUCUAAAGGUUGGAAUUCAGAUCUUGUUGAAGGAGUAUAACUUAGAUGCCAAGAAUAAACAAGUGUUCUAUGAAGAUGAUAUAAUCAAUGUCUUUCCUAUUGUCAAAAAUGUUCAUCCUAAGGCCACUGAUGCUUACCACUUUUUCACCAGUGGACAGACUAAGAUACAACAAGGAUUGUUACGGGAAGGUUAUGAACUAAUCAGUGAAGCCUUGAACUUACUUAACAAUGUCUACGGACCCAUGCAUGCUGAGAUUGCUGCCUGUCUACGAUUACUGGCCAGACUUAAUUAUAUCAUGGGAGAAUAUGGAGAGGCUAUGUCAUACCAACAAAGGGCAGUACUAAUGAGUGAGAGAGUACUUGGUAUAGAUCAUCCAAAUACUAUCACAGAAUAUGCACACCUUGCCCUGUACUGCUUUGCCAACAGUCAGGUAUCUAUUGCCUUACGACUGAUGUACAGAACACGAUAUCUUGCCUUGUUAUGCCAUGGAGACAAUCAUCCAGAAGUAGCUCUUAUAGAUAGUAAUAUAGGUUUGAUCUUACAUGCAGCAGAAGAAUAUGAUCUAUCAUUGAGAUUCUUAGAAAAUGCUCUACAAAUAAACUCAAAAUUCCAUGGUGCUAAAAGUUUAAAGGUUGCUAUGAAUUACCACCUGGUAGCCAGGACACAUUCCUGUAGGGGAGAUUUCAGGGCAGCUUUACAGAGUGAAAAAGAGGCUUUCACCAUCUAUAAACAUAUGCUUGGAGAAGAACAUGACAGAACAAAGGAGAGUUCAGAAUGUUUGAAGCAUCUCACACAGCAGGCUGUUGUCUUUCAGAAGAAAAUGAACGAGAUUUAUAAAGGAGAAAAAUCCAUAACAUUCCCUCCGCUACAGAUACAAACACCAUCCAUUGGCAGUGUGUUAGAAACAUUAAAUGUUGUUAAUGGAAUAGUCUUUGUACAAAUCAGUCCUGAAGAUAUUGAAAGAUUCAAGAAACAAAUGGCUCUUAAAUCAGUAGAGAAGGACAAUGAACUAGAACCAAAAGAACUUGACGACAAACUGUCAAUCAAAGAAGUGAAGGAGGUGUUACCAAAUGGAACAAUGACCAAUGGCAGUUUAGAAACAAACAAUAGUGAAAUGGCUCUGCCCUUAGAUUGAAGAUCAGGGAUCAAAUGAAAGGUGUGGCCAUAUAUUCAAGCAUUUAAUCAAAAUAAAUGCAGAGAACAUAAAUGUGCAAACUUGGUCAUGUAUUCGUGUUCAGUGAAGUGUAAAAACAAUAUGAUGUACCAGUUCAUAGAUUUGUGGCUGAUCAGUUCCGCUGUUCCAUUCAAAACUGAUCGGUUGUUUUAUAUUGAGAGAAAAAACAGUUAUUGAACAUUUUUACUGCCACAAAUCAAAAACUUUGGCAAGCUGUAUAACUUAAUAAUAAUGUAUACAGUAGCAUUUAGGAAGUAGAAAUUACUAGAUUACUGUUAAUUCAGAAAUUAUUGUGUGCAUUCAUUAUUGCGAUUUUGUCAUUUUAUACUGAAAUGCCAUUUUGACUUUUGCGAUAUUCAGAAAACUCUUGUUUAAUUCAUACAAAAAAUGUCAAAAUGUGAGUUUGAAUUAUUGCGAUUAUUGCUUGUUUCGCAAUAAUUUUGUAAUUUCUGAAUUUACAGUACUUAGAAGUGUGGUUUGUUUGUUAAGUUUAUUUCAUUUAUCUACGAGAGUUGUCAAAUUUAAUACAUAUAGCUGUGAUUUUUAGAAGUGUGUAUGAAUAUAUAUGUGUAUGAUGUCUGAUUUAAUUAAUGAAUUAUGAUAUUGAUUGAUUUAUGAUAUAUAUGAAGUAGUUGAUCGUGAUUACAAGUACAUUUGAAAAAUUUUGUCCUUUUUGCAUUUCUUUAUUAUACAAUUUUUUAUGUGCACAGAAAUUUCUAGAUUUAUUUCACAUAUAGUGGAUUGAAAUGAACUUUCAAAAAGUAUAGGAGUUAUAUUUAAAAAAAAAUGUUAGAUAUUCUUAUGUUAUCCUAUAUAACAUUUCUUUAUCACUAAACAUUAAAAUAAUUAUGAAGUUUAUCAUCUUAAACAAAAUUGUGUCUGAAAUAAUCACAAAUAUCAUGUAAAAUUCAAACAAAAUGUAAAUAUGUAAAUAACUUUCCAAGCAUGUAUAUACCAUUAAUUAGUUUUAUUCCUAGGCAUAGUUGCAUGAUUAAAGCUUGUAUAUUUUUUUUUACAAUAGUCUGAAAUAAUGUAUUGUGCAUGAAAUACUUGCCACUGGAUCAAAAGUUCAGAGUUAUAAUGAUCAUUGCAACAAUAGGACACAUUAUUGAAUAAUAGGUUAAUUUCUAAUCAUGUCAACUCUAUUUGUGGAGUUUUAUCAAACUUUUUUUAUGAUAAAAUAUCAUAUUCAAGCAAGGAGCUUACAAAUUUUUAUGCUGUUUUUUUCAAGAUUAUUUUGUAAAGAAUAAUUAGUUUUAACCACAGUAAAUAAGAAUAUGAUGGAAAAAAGCAGAAUGAAAAUGUGUCUUGAAGAAAACAUAAACAAAAAAAUGAUCAUUAUAUAUACAAUAACUUUGCUACUAAACUUGUUAAGACAAAUUUAACUAUCUGUGUAAAAUAAGUGUUGUCAAAUAUGGUGCAUGUUAAUAUUAUUUUUAGUUGUGUAUUUUACCCAAUCAUCCAAUCAAAUUCAUAGAUGACAUUAUAUUUAAUUAUGUCUUUAUGAUACAUUCCAAGCGAUAUUAGUGCUAUAGUGUUGCUUCAUUCCAUUUAGUUUUUAUCUAGUAGAUCUGUAGUGUAGAUUCCUCCAUUCCAGAAUUCCCAGUUUGGUGUUCCAAAUGUUCCUUUGUGUGCAUGUAUAUAAUAUCAUUAAGGGGAGGUCACUCAGUUUUCAGGGGAGAUAAUUGUAUUAUUUGAAUGAGAUGUUUUGUGAUUAAAUAUUUUUUUAUUUCAAGAAAAUCAUGCAUUUGUAUCAAAUUCUGUUUCAAAGAUUUUUUGAUUUGUUUAAUUCAUUACUGUUGUCAGGGAUUCAUAUUCUAGAUUAAAUGUGGGGGGACAGUAUUUUGUCAAACAAAGAGGAAAUAAGAGUUUUAAAAAUUCAGCUUGAAAGGCCACAUUGAACUUUAUUUUGGUUUGUUUUUGUUAUUGAUAUCUUUCUUUGAUCUCUAGUUGAAGACUUAUUAUAAAUAUUUAGCUUCAGUAUUUAAUGAAGAAAAUAUAUGUAUUAAAACAGGUGUAAUGAGGAAAGUAAAUGUAUUAAAGUAUAUGUAUCAUUAUAGAUCAUCAUAAUGGGUAAGAAGAUGUCGUUGUAGAAUAUCUUCCUAACAAAUAUUAUUUAUUUAUAUAAAAAAAAACAUUAUUAAUAGCAAUACUAUGAAGAAAGAAAGUCAAAAGUUGUUUUAUAGCAAAGACUGUUUUACCUGAUAACCAGUUUACUUUUUAUUUUGUAAAUUUGAUGAAAAUUGUAAGAGCCAUCUUCACACUAAACCACAAGUCCUGCGGCAUUGGCUAGCCAACCGAAUCCAGCUAAAAUUUUCAAAAAAAUUAGUUUUGGCCUUAUGGACUUGAGUUUAUCGUGAAGGUUGUUUGUGCAAUUAAGAAAAGAAGAGUGUUGACAUAAAUUGCUGAGGCAAAAGUUCAGUUAGAUUAACAUGAAUUGUUUAAUUAAUCCUGAGCAGUUUUUGUGUUGACUGAUAUUCAGGCAUACUGUUUUGGGGUAUAAUGAAGGACACCCUUAAUUUAAACUUUUUAUAUAUAUAUAACAGUAACAAAACGAUAAAGAAACAGCUUUAGAAAAAAAUACAAAAACUGGUCUUUGCUUUAAGAUGGAAUAUUUAUGUUAUGUGUGAUUAUUUUAGUAUUAUGAAUGCAAGUGAAAUAGUUUUUGCCAAUUAUUUUAUCAUUUUUGUGCCAAUUAUCCAUAUUUUAGACAGAACAAGAAAUUCACUAUUUAGUAUAUAUGUAAAUAUUGUUUUGUUAUUCGUGUGUGAUAGAACAACAUUAGUUGACAAUUUUUUUGUUUGUUUGAUAUUAUAGUUAAUGAGGACGGAAAUAUCAAUAAAUCAGUCGAGGUUGAUUGGGAAGAUAACUCUAUUUGUAAUCUUUGUAUCUAUUACUUUAUAGAUGGAUAUUAUUUCUUUUGAUAGAAUCAUAAACUCGAGUCCCCCAAAAACAAACAAAAAUAUUUAUAAAAAAAAGAAUAAUAAAAAAAAAAAUAAAAAAAUGGAAUUAUAAAAAAGAAAUCAAAUAAAUUAUGCAUUGCUAAAAAGUUCAAUGAAAAUGAAAUAAAUGCAAUUGCAUAAUUGAAAAAAAAAAAUUAAAAAUUAUAUAUAUCAUUACAAUUUUAUAUAAGAAAAUAGAGCAAAAGAAAUAUAUCCCUAUAUAAACCAUUGCAUUCCCUUCCACCACCUCCUUGGAUAUCAAGUCUGAAUGUCCCUACUAGGGCUUGAUGUUCCGUAUAAAUUUUUCUAAUUCUUGCAAGUGUUGUAUGUGAUCUUUUUGCAUUCAAUGCUCAAAAUGUUUAAGCAUACUAUCAUUAUGAUCAUUAAAUGGGGGUACUUCUCUUAAAAGUUCCUUCUCAACCCUCUCACAUUUAUGUGUUACUCGAAUAGGCCUGAACUAGGUCUAGAUACUGUGAGGAGCCCCCCCUCUUAAAAAGAGACUUCAGUUUAUGUACUCACUUGUAUCCAGAAUAAGCUUUUCAUUUUUGUCAAACCCCAGUAAAUUUGAAAGAAGGCUAGUUUAAGUAUGCAACUUUUUUAUUAAAAUACAGAUCAUGUGGCAAUCUUUAAUUACAAGGAUCUGAUAAUACUCUGUCCUACUUUCUGUUCUAAAUUUUUUAUAUCAACCAAUGAAAUUUCUGCCUUCUAAUUUUUGAAGGUUUGUAUCAUUAUGAUAAAACCUGAGGAUACCGAAAGGUUGUUAGAACAGAAUGUAGAGCAUUUUCAGUAUCCAGUAAAUCAAACAUAAAUGUUUAGUUUUCUUCUUUAUAACACAAAGGUAUCUGUCACCAUUGUCUCUGAGAGCCAAACAGAUACAGGACAAGAAACCAGUCAAAGCUUCCCAACAAUGUCGACUGAUUCUGUUAUAUUUCUGUCAUAUUUGUUGUGACACUAAUUAAAUAAAUCCUUCAGUGGAUAUGAUUUUUAAUAAUAAAGAUAUAAAAAGUA